AUGGGUUAUGAGAGAGGAGGAAAUUACACAAUAAGGAAUGCAUCUGAAAGCAAUAAUUCGUCAAAAGGCAUUUAUAGUAUGAAAGUUAAAUGUCCUUUUAGACGGAGAUCUGUUCCAAGUGGUAUCAGUUGGAAGGUGAUGGUUAGGUGUGAGAUGCACAAUCAUAAAAUAUCUGAGGAUUUGGAAGGCCAUGACAUAUUGGAAUGUCUAAAAGAUCAUGAAAGAAAGUUUGUGAAUGACAUGAUGAAGUACAACAAGGCUCCAAGGCACAUAGUUGUUGCUUUGAAAAACAAAGAUCCAAAAAACCUCAGGAGUGUUACCCAGGUGUAUAAAGCUAGAUCUACAUACAAAAUAUGCAAGAGAGGUCCACUGACAGAAAUGCAGAUGUUGUUGAGCCUUAUUCUUAAAGAGAAAUACAUGUGUUGGACUAGAAAUAGGGACAACUCAGAUGUUGUAGUUGAUAUCUUUUGGACACAUCCUAAUUCUGUGAAGUUUUUGAAUAUGUUUCAUUUGGUAUCGAAUAUCACUGCUUGA
Vicia villosa (hairy vetch) is the source of this 534-nucleotide messenger RNA. RefSeq lists its product as uncharacterized. The record is from RefSeq and is a predicted model, not a curated record. The transcript is spliced from 2 exons. The coding region runs from base 1 to 534 and encodes 177 amino acids. Lineage: Eukaryota; Viridiplantae; Streptophyta; Magnoliopsida; Fabales; Fabaceae.